Messenger RNA from Styela clava, 4265 nucleotides. NCBI's taxonomy places the organism in Eukaryota, Metazoa, Chordata, Ascidiacea, Stolidobranchia, Styelidae. The record is from RefSeq and is a predicted model, not a curated record.
UAGCAUGUAAUUACUCAGACAGCAUGUUUUCAAGAAUGUCACGAUCAUGGCAGAAAAAAGAGGGAAGAUUUCUUGUCAAAUAUCAGAUUCUCGCAAAGGACCAAUACGUGCUAGUGGUCUUAUCCUUGGACGAUACAAAUAAGGAAUCUGAGGAGCAAAUGGGUAAUGGAUAUAAACAAAUCGAUCGUGUCGUCACUGUCGAUCUACCGCGGAAGACAUGUACCGCCCACAUUGAGUCCAUUGACGGGUCGGCAGAUAUCAAACCAUCCAAUGGAAAACCUAUUUUGCACAGCAAUCUGAGAAUGCAAGCGUGCGUUCUAUAUAUGGUGGCACUCAAGACGCCUUCUAGCGGUGAUCACUCAUUACAACUUCGUUUUCGAAGUGGCGACAAUGAUAUCCAUGUACAUCCUUUCCAUGUGACAUUGGAAGAGGAAACGUACACAGACUUAAGAAGGGCAAAGAGUAAGAUGAACUUGGCGAAAACUGACGACAUCGAAGAAGCUCUCGUGCUCAACCUGCAACUUCGACCAGAGCAAAAAUUUCCUGCAAAAUAUCAGAUUCUGACCCAAGGUCCACUUGUGGUAGUGGUUUAUACGGUACAAGACAUUGCACAAGCAUGUCAGGAGUUAACUGCUAGUGGAUAUAAGAUCAUUGAGAGCGGUGCACGGUCCGGGACGGAUAUUCAGUUGCCUCGAUUUUCGGAAUGUACCAGCAGUAUCGAGUCUUCUGAUUCAUCUGGGGAAGUCAGUCCACGGUUUGAAAUGCCUCUAGUGUACACCGACCUCAAAAACCAAACAGCCAUCCAGCAUCAAGUCACACUGCUGACCUCUUCUGGUGGUCGUCACUUGCUAAAAAUCUGUCUUAAACGUGAAGGCGAAAUUUUCCACUUGCGACCGUUUCAUGUUGAAUUAGGACCUGAUGAUUUGAAUGGCAAUGUAAACAUAGCUGCACAUGAUGGUCCAUCUACUUCAAAUGACACUGAACUAGGAAACAGGCAACCAUUGAAACAAGAGGAGAAAUUUCUGGUUAACUAUCAAAUCCUAACGAAAGGUUCAUGGGUGGUUGUGAUCUAUUCAUUGGGGGACACCACCAAUGCCUGUCGCCAGUUAAUUUCUGGUGGAUAUCAAUGCAUCGAGCAUGGUACUUCUAACCAUCAGGUUCGAUUCCGUCGGUGGUCACCAUGUACUAGUCGGAUUGAGUCAAUGGAUGGAUCAGUAAUAGUCAAACCUGCGGAGGGAAAAGAGCUUUCAUACGAUGACCUAAAAAAUCAGAAAAGUGUUCGUCAAUCUGUUGCAUUGCUAGCGCAAAGUAGUGGUACUCACUUAUUGCAACUUUGUAUUAGGAAUGUCAAUGAAAUACUCCAUUCAGCACCUUUCCAGGUGACAUUAGAGCAUGAAGAUUUGUAUGCAGGUCAAAAGUAUGCUGUGACUGCUGAAAAUAUCUAUGAUGACAUUGGUGUUGAAAAUGAAAAACCGAGAGAAAGUCAACCUGAAGGUCAAAAGUAUGCUGUGACUGCUGAAAAUAUCUAUGAUGACAUUGGUGUUGAAAAUGAAAAACCGAGAGAAAGUCAACCUAAAGGUCAAAAGUAUGCUGUGACUGCUGAAAAUAUCUAUGAUGACAUUGGUGUUGAAAAUGAAAAACCGAGAGAAAGUCAACCUAAAGUGACUGUGGGGGUUACACAAAGGCUUGAACAGCAACAAUCCAAGGUAAAGCCUGCCAGAAAAGCUCCACGUCCUACACCACGGACUGUAAUUCACGAUCUUCCACCUAUACCAUUCAGAGCUGAAAGCUUAGAAAAUUCUGACAAUGAAUGGGAUGAUGAUAGCUCAUAUGAAGACAUAGAUGGAGAAGGAACUGGUGAAAUGCAGACAGUGGACAGACCUCAAUUUCCAACUCCACUCUCGAGCCGUUUUGAACAGCAUGAUGCAAACAAGAAACCUGUGGUCGAUCACACAGAAAAAAAUGCCUUGAGAGAUUUUUCUGUUCGAAGAAUUCUGGAAAAACAUAAUGUUGACAACUAUUGGCCUUUGUUGGAAAAGUCUGGUAUUAAAAGUGCUGAAGAUCUUGCUCAGUUGGAUAAAAAGAAGCUUGAAGAGUUUGGCGUCAAAACAGUAGGUGACAGGAUCAGAAUUAUGAAUGCUGUGGAGAGUUGUAAAUCUCCUUCUUCAAGUUCCAACACAGUAAACGAAGAAAACUUUGCUGUCAAUGAGCUACUGGAAAAAGUUGGCAUGAUCAAUUUCAAUUCCUUGUUCGAGAAAGAAAGAAUAUCAUUGGAAUUACUGAACGUAAUGAAAGAUCAAGAUUUCAAGGAUGUUGGAAUCACACAGGAAAAUGAUAGAAAAGCCAUUAAGCAGGCACUGGAAGUAGUGCAAGGAUAUUGUGACUUGGAAAGACAUCAGUAUGAAGAUGUACUUAAAGAGAUUGAAUAGUAAUUUACAUUUUAGUGGAAUAAUAAGAUGUUUCGAAUAUUGAUAUUUUUUCGAUCCUAUAAUUGUGAUGUAUAAGCACACUAACCUUGGGCCAAUGAUCACCUUUUCAUGCCAUCAAAAUAAUUAUUAUUAAGCUAUAUUAAUUAUAUUAUAUUAUAUAUUAUAUUAUUAUUAAGCUAUAUCUUUUGUGAAUGACGUUUUGCUUCCUUAUACUAGAUCAUAGGUUCUCAAAGUGCUCCGUACGAAGCCCCAGGGCUCCGCGAGAGGAACCUAGGGGCUCCGUGAGCUAUUCGAUUACUCACAAAAUAUGAUCUUGGCUAUUCUGUAACUGUUCAAAGAAGCAAUACCACCAUUAAUAAAAUCUGACAACAGUAGCGUCGAAAUAUCGCAACGAGGCGUAAUUCAAAUAUUACAUUAUCUAUAAGUAGAAGCACAGCCAGGAUUUUUAAAAGAGAGAGGGGAGGGUUCAAAAUUGGAAUUAAAAAUUCCCUGGCAUGACUACUCGCUAUUAGGCCACUCGAUACAAAAAAAAAUUAUAAUUUAAUUGUGUUUCUCGUUACUUGCCUAUGAGUCGAGAUUACAAUUACGAUUAUCAAAAUGAGAAAUACUACUAUUCUAAAAUAAUAUAAAAUAAGUGCUAAACUGCCAACAAUAAAUAGAUUGGAAUCGUAUUUUUGCGAUCUUGGGAUUCAUCAAAUUUGAGUUGUUCUCUCGGCGGUGUUAAAAUCUCAAGGAGUACAAUUUACAAUUGCGCAAUCCCUGACCGAUGCCUGCAUGUUAAAAUGCCUUGUUUAUUGGCUUCAUUGUGUUCAACGUAACCUGUGGGUGCGUGGACAAUAAACGAGAAACAACAAAGUCAAGUGAACGAAAAAAACGAAGGAUUGAAAUGUAUUUUGUUCGCAAUAACAAAUUGAUUAAUAAUCUUCACAAUUACCCUAUAUAUUGUCACAUAUCGAAAAAAGUCGCAUUUUAACAAAAUGCAAUCGCGCAUGUUAAGAGCGACUUCCUCAGUCUUCCAAAAAUAUCAAAAGUGAGGUGGUUCGACCUCAUUUCGAGUUCAUUAAUGUGUUUGUCAAGUUUCAAUUUUACAGACCUAAUAUAUAUAAUUUAUCUGUGAAAUGCAGAUUAAAAAGUUUUAGCAUUUAAAUUGGGUAAAGUAAUUUUAACUUACUCGGGAAUAUUUAUCAGCAAAUGAUAUGUGUUUUUUUUCUUCGUUAUUUUCAAAAUUUAUUUGUGGGGCUCCGUGAAGAAUAGUCAACCUCUUCAAGGGCUCCGCAACAUCAAAAGUUUGAGAACCCCUGUACUAGAUGAUGUAAUAUAUGCAUUUAUUUCUCAUAUCCACCAAUGAUAGUCACUCUCAGUAAUUAUAAAAAUGUCAAAAUGACUGAAGAGUCGAAGACCCUUCUAUUUAUUACUGUUAUAUAUCUUGAUUUCAAUGAGCUUUCUCACGUCAGAAACUGACUUGCCUUCAAAUUUUGUUGUUUGUGUGAAGUUUUAUUUCCAGUGCCUAAAAUUCUCUCCCGUAUAUAUUUCUAAUGCUUUCUUGAUUUUCAUUAGGCAUUCUCAAGUAAUCCUGGCAAUCCAAGUGUGGUGCAGUGUGCGCAAUCAUAACAUGUUGUGGUAGUGGACAUGACAAUUUUUAUGUUUCUGACAUUCAACCGAAUUUAUGGUUGUAUUUUGAGGUUGAAAAUGAUAGAGUUCACAUGAGAAAAGUACAUUGUGAUAUUGUGGCCUGGAAAGUCAUACAUAUGACACUGUACUGUAUAGAAUAAUUUUCUGAAUUAUCUGAAUAUAUUUGAAUAUUAAAUUAUAAGAUUGCAAAAUUAUUUAGUGGAA